UGUACGUCUGACAUAUUAACGGUUUGACAAUCGAAUCAACAAAUUUUUUGGAAGAAAAGUGGAAGAUGAAAUUAAUGGAACAAUUGCAUUUACUAACCAUAACCGCAUAAUUGAAACGGUGGAACGUCGAAUAAAUGGGUUCUCCUGCACGUAAACGUAUAUUUUUUUCUUUAGUAUUAUUCCUUAUACUGUUACUAUUAGUUCGCUACAUAGUCUACAAUGGUAAUGGUAAUAUUAUGACAGUCUCACAAAACUAUGUGCGGGAUCCUAAAGCUCCAGUUGUAGUAUCGGUGUAUUACGAAGCCUUAUGCCCUGAUUCGAAACAUUUCAUCAUAAAACAACUACUCCCGGUUUUUCAAAAAAUUUCAAAAAUUAUGGAAGUGACUUUGGUGCCGUAUGGCAAGGCGCAAACUUUUACCAAUCAAGAUGGCAGCUUUCGUUUUGAUUGUCAACAUGGACCAGUUGAAUGUCAAGCCAAUAUAUAUCAUGCUUGCGCCAUAGAGGCAAUAGAAGAUCCCCAUAAACGUUUAGAUGUAAUAGCUUGCAUGAUAAAAGACAAUCGAUUACCCAAAGAGGCUUUGCAUAAGUGUGCAACACAACAUGGUCUUGAAAACAGGGACCUAAUACAAAAAUGUUUUGACAGCCCUCGUGGAGGUGAAUUGUUGAAAUUGAGUGGUGACGCCACACACGCCUUACGACCGACUGUCACUUUUAUACCCACCAUAACGUUGGACGGUUCUCAAGGUCGCCAAGCCGCUAUAUUAAAAAAUAUAUUCGGCGAAAUUUGCAAAAUUGCUGGAGCACAUGAAGAUAUUGAGGCAAGUUGUCGCGAGUAUCUUUAAAAUUUCCAAGUCAAUCAGUUAUGUGUACCUUCGUUAUAUUAGAAUAUUUGUACACAGCUAUGGCAUUUACAUAAAUGUAUGUUUAAUUUUUUGUGAUCUUUUCGAAAUGUAUAUAAUAUUUUAACGCAUACUUUUAUCAUAUUGCCAACGAAUCAUUUUAUAUAUAAUAUAUAGGGCUAUUCUAAUUUUGCGUUUGACUGAUCGAAUAAAAUAUAU
Molecule: messenger RNA, 1058 nt
Organism: Glossina fuscipes
Lineage: Eukaryota; Metazoa; Arthropoda; Insecta; Diptera; Glossinidae
Product: GILT-like protein 1
Exons: 3
Coding region: 135-842 (235 amino acids)
Molecular function (GO): oxidoreductase activity, acting on a sulfur group of donors, disulfide as acceptor
Source: RefSeq, a predicted model, not a curated record